AUGGCAAAGCCCAAUCCCCUUGCCACUUGCACCUUUGCGCCACCUACAGCAUGGUCCCAGCAGCCACCACCUGCUGGGAUUGUCCUAGGCGCAACGUGGAACCCCUGGGUAUCCUUCACAGCAUACCUCCCCGCCCUCCAACCUGCCAUCUACAUGGGGGAAGCUGCAGAACUGCUCCAGGACUUCAGGUCCGUCCUCAUGAAGAAUGCUGGUGUGCCGUCAAUUGAUUAUGUCCGUGCAUCGUAUAAUGCCGACGACGUGGCAACAGAAACCGCAAGCGGCAGCAGCGGUGUCACCACAAUGCGCCGUCUAAACCGCCGCCGUGGAAGGUCCCUAAUGCAGUCCUCUGCCUUAACCUCAUUCCCCGUUCCAGUUACCAUUUAUGUCCUGGUUUGGUUCCCCACGAACUGGAUGUUUCUGCUCGGUCCAACCCCUGGUCAGACAUCCCUGGACUGGCUGGUGUUUCGGCUCCUGCAGUUGCCCUCCCUGGUGUUACAGCACCAGGACUAUCCACAACUGAACAUCUCGGGUGUGCAGGUGACAGAUGUACGUUGCUCCGUGGCGACGCCCAGUCUUCGUCUGCGCCCUAAUGUUGGCGGAGGGACACAAGUGGAAUCCAGUAUUCCUAAUCUCGGAAACGACGUGCUUGGGUGGGAAGGGCUGGCAGCACAGGCUCCGGAGCUAUUGCUGCUGCAGAACAUGAGUGUCGGUGCAGGCGUUGGAAUCACCAUUAACAUAGCGGCGGUGGCGGCCGCGAACACCAACCCUCCAUCCAUAUCACUACAGGGUGCCGCUUAUUUGGAGACCCCUUUCUCUCCCAAGGAGACCUUUAUCGAGCCGCCUGUCGCAGUGUACGACAUUAUUGAUGCGAACAGUCUCCCCAUUAAUAGGUCAUACAUGAUUUGCCGCCUCCCGCCUGGCGGAGCAGCGGCGCUGGCGGUUGACAUGACCGCCGGCGUUGUUGACCUCAUCCACAGUGGUGUUAAUUGUAGCGGAGGCGCUGCGGCUCUGUACAUUGACAUGACUCGGCCCAAUCAGCCGGGAGAGGUGUACGUCAUCAAGUACAGUGCCUGGAACAGCCGAGGCAUCCCUGCAAGCCCAAGAUUUCGCCUUGUUGUCAUUACGGACGCUUGCGGGCAGAAAGGAGAAUAUUUCUGCUUUAAGCUGGGUCGGUGCUCCAUCGGCGGGAUCAUGGGUGUGGCAGGCCAUCAGCAACUGUGCAGCCCUCACCGGCGGCUUAAUGGAGUUUUCGGCUUUGGCCCAGCUGGUGUUAGUGAUGGUGCCGGGGUCGGUGGAGGAUGGUGGCGGUUCUCGGCCAUGGGGUACUUGCAGGACCUCACCCGCAACCGCCUGGACGAGCACCUAGCACUGUGUGUGUGGAUGUUUACCCAGGACCCGGCCGACCUGACACGUACGGCACUCUCUCGGCCUAUGGUGCCCUUUGUUGACCUCCAAAGGCCAACAACAAAGACGGAAUUUGGCAACCAUACGCACCUGGUUGACCGGCAAAUAAACACGCAAAUAGCCUGUGGGAUCGGAGCCCUCGCUUGCAGGUGCGUCAACCUCUUAGAUUUGGUCUUCGGUACAAUAUCCCUGGGAAUGGACCUGGACAACAGCAGAGCCCACAGCAGCAUCAGUGGCAGCAGUCGUGGUGGAUCUACGCCAACCACGUCCAACACACUGGUGUUUAAUUUGGACAAAAUUGCCAUAGAUAGUGCCGAUAAGAACGGGAUACGGCUGCCGGUGCCUAAGGACACCCAGGCCCCCCGACUGCUCCUUAUGGGCCUUGGCAAGCCGUACAUCAGCACCGCUGGCGAGCCGGUCAUACUGGAUGAAGUGCCGUAUGGAUCAGCCUGGACAGAUCCAGGCGCUACCGCCUUCGACAUUGACGAAUUCGGCGCAACAAUCAACCUGACGAACGCUAUCCAAGUGUACGGCAUCACUGCUGUCGACACUUUCGCUGCCACACCUCCGCCGGCUCUGCACAGCUAUGUCAUUCGAUACAGCGUGACCGACAGCAGCGGUGUGGCAGCCGUCGGCUGGCGCUUAAUCAAGAUCAUCUGCACCCCGCCAGAAACGUUUUGUGUGGAUGACGAGGGGGAAGGGCAGUGCACGGUCAGCGGUGUGUGCGGUUUCGGCCGGUAUUCGUCUGCUUUCAACAGCGCGGCUGGUGACCCCACCGCCAACGGUGGUGGUAGCGCUAGCAGUGGGAGCGCCGAAGGCAGCAGCAAGCGCAGCAACGCCACCAGCCAGUGGGGUGUUGAAGCGGAUGGGUGGGAGCCAAUGAAUGACCCGUCCGCCCCACGCAUCGCUCUGCGGGGCCCAAGACUGGUGGAAAUCCCGCAGUUUGGCAGCUUUGACAGGUGCAUGAAGGACAUGCCGGCUAGUCUCCCUUGCGACGCCGGUGCACGCGUCCUGGACCCGUUGGAAGGGGACCUGGCCAGCAGGCUGCGGGUAUGCGGUCAGCCAUUCACGCCUUCCAGUACGGCGGCGACGGCAUACACUACCGUGCCGGUGCUGCUGGCCUGCAACAUUUCCAGUUCGAUCCCCGGCGUGUACACAAUUACCUACGAUGUUUCCAACAGUGGUGGCAGGACGGCGGCCACCAUGCGCACGCUGGUGGUCCGGGCAGCUUGCCUCCCUGGCGAACAGUUAUGUAGCGAUAAUGUGACCUGCUCUGUGGACCAGGUGUGUCUCAGCGAGCUUGGAUCCAUCGGCAAGCUUGGAAGACCCCAAGCAGCCGGAGUCGUUAGUCAGCAGGAAACUCCGCCUAACCAGGCCCCCACCAUCGAGCUCCGCGUCUCGGAAGCAGCAUCGAUGCUGGUGCAUGUUAUGAGGGGCGCGAGGUACGACUAUUGCAAUGGCAGUGUACCGACUUUCGACAAGCCGUGUGAGCCAGGCGCCCGAGCAACGGACCCCGAUGGCGCCGUAUCAAGGAAUGAGGCUACAUCCUCUUCGGUGCUGGUUGCUCUCGAUCUGACAGGCGCGGUCAUAGCCUGUCCACCGGCGGCGUGUUUGUCAGCCGAAGGGUGCACGACGCGGGAGUUAGAGAGCUACACACUGCGCCUGCGCGGGCUGGCAGGCUGUGGGAUCAACACGCUGGCGCCGGUAGGGACCAUCUUCCCGGUAGACUUCUGGGUGUGGGAUAACGCCCGCGCCAAUGCUACUGUACGGCGUUACGUCACCAUCUCGGACCCAUGCGCCACUUCGACCGUCACAAGUGUCAUGGGUACCACGGGGAACAUCAGCGGCUCCCCUCCCUUGCCCACCACUUACUGUGAGGACCCACAAGGAGGCCACGCCACGAGCAGCUCCAGCACCCACUGGGGCAGGGGUGCCUUCGUCUUGGUCGGUGCCGACUCCGGCCUCACAGCAGCCCUCCGCAACUCUUGGCCCAGGGUUCGCUUGACCAGCGGGUCGCGGCUGAUAUAUGCCUCUGGCGAGACCCUCAUGAACCACUGCCAGUCCGCCAGGGCGCUUAGCAUGCCAGUGACGGUGGAGGUCGUGUACCGGCCAACUGCAUGCGCUUUCAGGAGCCACAGCCGUCAUGUGGCCAACACAUGCUAA
Volvox carteri f. nagariensis is the source of this 3567-nucleotide messenger RNA. RefSeq lists its product as uncharacterized. Lineage: Eukaryota; Viridiplantae; Chlorophyta; Chlorophyceae; Chlamydomonadales; Volvocaceae. Bases 1 to 3567 code for a protein of 1188 amino acids. The transcript has 16 exons. The record is from RefSeq and is a predicted model, not a curated record.